CACAGCUACGAGACUCCUAUCAGUCAGUCAGUCAGUCAGUGAGCGCGAGGCUGUAUUUAUGUGAUUUGAGUUUACCACAACAGCAUCAACCCUCAAAACAAACUCACACCCGGGAUUUUAAUUUGCGAUAUUCAAAAUGAAGGAGCCAAUACCUAUAGGCAAAGCAUCUUGAAGAGAAAGAGGCCAGUGUCAGUGUGUGAGUGUAUGUGUGUGUACGCAUGAGUGUAUGUGGAUGAGAUUUCAUAGGCCAUGUCUGUCCCCAACAAACUAAAGAGGACAGUAUGUGUCCUACUGCCCACCAAGGAGACAUUGGACAUCACAGUGGGGCUAAAAGCAACGGGUCAAGAUGUGUUUCAUCAUGUCUGUGAGCUUCUUGGGGUUAAAGAGCUGCACUACUUUGGAUUGACUUUAGUCAAAAACAAUGAGCACAUUUUUCUGGACUUGGAAGAGAAACUUGCUAAGUACUUUCCUAAGGAGUGGAAACAGGACUCAGGGAAGGGUUCACAGAGGAGGUCAAUUCCUCCCCUGCUCUGUCUGAAGGUCCAGUAUUAUGUGGAGAAUGGCAGACUCAUCUGUGAGCGUAAAGCGAGAAAACUGUACUACUAUGAUCUGCGGGAACGUGUCCUGCGCUCCGAAUGCCGACAGCAGGAGGAAGUGUAUUUCCAGCUAGCAGGAUACGCCCUACAGGCCGAUCACUCUGACCACCCCUCAGACAGCCACAGUCAGGGACACGCUGCGUAUUUCCAACCCAAAGAAUACUUUCCACCCUGGAUAAUUGCGAAACGUGGAAUUGACUACCUGCUGUGUCACGGGCCCAAGGUUCAUAAAGAUCUGUGGGGGAUGUCUUCACGUGACGCUAUCCUGCUCUUUAUCAGAGAAUCCUGCCGUCUGGAGGAUGUCCCAGUCACCUUUUAUCGCCUACAGAAGGACAAGAAAGAAGAAAAAGGUUCAGCGCUGCUUGGACUCACUUUACGAGGAAUGCAAGUGUAUCAGGAGCUGAACAAUGUGCGUGAUCUGCUGUAUGACUUCCCCUGGUUUCAUGUGGGGCGACUCACCUUUCUGGGGAAGAAGUUUGAGAUCCAGCCGGAUGGUUUGCCCUCAGCGAGAAAGCUGGUAUACUACACGGGUUCGGCUUUUCGUUCCCGACAUCUUCUGCUGCAUUUAAGUUCCUGUCACCGAUUGUACCUCAGUUUGCAGCCCGCGCUCAAACACCUGCGGCAGCUGGAGGAGACAGACGAGAAGAAGAGGUACCGUGAAUCGUACAUCAGUGACGAGCUGGACCUGGAUCAUCCGUGCAGCGAGGGCAGUCCUCGUCUGUCUCGACACUCCACCAGCAGCUCUGGCAUUGAGGCGGACACCAGGCAAAACAGUGUCUCUGUAGAGAUGGUUUCCAUGGACGAGAAGGAAAAGUCCUUCGUCUCUGCUGUCAGUCACGGCUCCUCACACACCUCUGGCAUCGACAUGAGCAGCAAAGCUCGGCUGGAUGAAGAUGAGUGGCAGGAGGAAGAUUUGCAGGAUGUGGUGAAGGAGCCUGGGGAGGUCUCUGUGGACGAUCCUUUGGAUAUCUUACGAUUGGCUGAGCUGCUGGAGGGCGUGUCCGUCGACUGUCCCACCAUCCAAUCAAACACUGAAUUCAAAGGUUUACAAAUGAGUUCAGUUACAGUCAACGAUCAAGUGGACCAUUGUGAUCCAGACAGCAUGAAACAGGUUUCAAAUCAGAAGUCUCGUAACCCCGCUGACCGCUACAGUCUGAGUCUGGAUGACGUGCGACUGUAUUCCCCUCUUCUCCCUUUGGGAACGCAAUCGGUUCCAGACACCUCUGUCAGCUACACGUUUGGGCUUCCACAUUCCCCAACCAGCCUGUGUCCAGACAAUACAUCAUUUAGUGUCCAGCGCUCCACGAACUGCCUAUCUCUGGACCUGCUGGAUGAUAAUCAGGCACUUGAGCUUGUCCUUUAAGGAACUGAAAAAGACUACAGCUUCCUGUUGUCUGAAGCACUAACAGGACACAUUUUCAUCAGGAAUUUUGUUCAAACUCAACCAACGCUCAGAUGUGUUUCUAUGCUGAUCAACAACAGGACAAUAUGAACAAUUGUGGGUUGUUUUAUCGAUUAUACAACAUGUAGAACUUUUUACAGAAUGUGUUUAUAAAUAAUCUUAGAAGUGUCGGGCAUUACCAUGCUAAAACCUGUCCUUGAUAAAAUGAGUUGAUAAAACCUUCUCUCUCAAUUAAAUUCUAGCCACCUGUGAAUACAAUAAGCAACAAUAGGCUCCGCCCACAGUGAACUUUCAUUGGUCCAAAUCCUGUUCUGCGGCUGAACUGUAUAUUGAACAUCAAAACAAAACAUUUUCACAUUCUUUGUGGCCAGACAAAAUACCUGUUGGUUCACACCUACUGUAGUUAGGACAUGCUGUAACGUCCAAGUUUGUUUAAGGAAGUAAACAUUUAAAUUUUAAAUUUCACAUUCACAUUUCUAAAAUGGCUUGAGAAUGUCAAACUUCGAGGAACACUCCCUGAAUUACAUUAUGAAUACAGAUAGAAGCUAGCAGAAAGUCCACUAAGAAGUGAGAAACAUGUCUUGUACUCAUGCAAUAAGAUGCCAAAUGUUCCUUUAAACAAAACUUGGAGUUCCAUUUAAGGUUUGAAAUCUCCGUUACAUUACUGAUGUCAAUGAUCUAACCACUGGUUUAAUAUAAUAUCACAUAGUUCUUUACUACACAAGUAUUGAACCUUUAAAAGAACAAUAAGUACAACGACUCGUUUGCUCUGUACAGAUCAUGUUUGUUUGUUCUGGAUACAUGGAGCUCUUUUAAAUUCAAUAAUUACAAAACACACACCAAGCCGUCAGAGGUUGUGUGCAUAAUGUUGGGUGUAAUCUUUAUCUAUGUAUUGUAAACACACAUCCUAUUAAAAGUAUGCCCAUAUAUGUGUUCCUUUCAGUGAAAGGAAAAAUGUAUAGUAUGAAUAAACAUAGCUGGUGUUAAAUUCAGUAGUACAA
Messenger RNA from Carassius gibelio (silver crucian carp), 2999 nucleotides. RefSeq names its product FERM domain-containing protein 6-like. Gene Ontology annotation, biological process: positive regulation of hippo signaling. Gene Ontology annotation, cellular component: cytoskeleton; cytoplasmic side of apical plasma membrane. Bases 250 to 1959 code for a protein of 569 amino acids. Lineage: Eukaryota; Metazoa; Chordata; Actinopteri; Cypriniformes; Cyprinidae. The record is from RefSeq and is a predicted model, not a curated record. The transcript is spliced from 14 exons.